Molecule: messenger RNA, 1686 nt
Organism: Phragmites australis (common reed)
Lineage: Eukaryota; Viridiplantae; Streptophyta; Magnoliopsida; Poales; Poaceae
Product: zinc finger AN1 domain-containing stress-associated protein 15-like
Exons: 2
Coding region: 800-1309 (169 amino acids)
Biological process (GO): protein ubiquitination
Molecular function (GO): zinc ion binding; ubiquitin-protein transferase activity
Source: RefSeq, a predicted model, not a curated record
UUCUCCACUUCCUUUACCUUUGGCUCUUCGGCAUCCGAAGAGAGAAGCUGGUGCCAGCAGCCAGCUCGUCUCUCUCUCUCUCUCUCCCGCUUUCCCAAUUCCCCAACCCGGCCUCGGCCAGGUCGAUCGCCCGAAUUGUUCCAAAUCGGUGUCGAUUCUACGCGACCAUUGGGGAAUCCGCACCGAUUUGUCCCCCAUCGCCGUCGUUUCCCUGGGCUGUUUCAGCUCGUCGACCUUCUUGGUCUCGUGGAAUUCGAUCCUAGAAUUCCGCGCCGCUGCCGUUUGAGUCGUUUCUGGGGGUGGUGGUUUGGGUUCCGGCGCCGAUUUGCUCGGGAAAAAUCGGUGCUUUGGCUUCGGCGGAGCUGAAUUUCGCAGAUUUGUGCGCGUCUCAUGAGCUGAAAAGGUCGUUGGUUUUGGGCUUCUUCAGGAUUCGUCCUGAUCUGUGUGUAUCUUCUUCUACCGUUUUAUUUCUUCCUGGGCUUUGGUCUCUUCUCACGAUUUAAUCAGGUGAAAGAACUUCUACCUUGUAAAGAAUUUGUCUCAUUUUUCUGUCCAUUUCCACGAAGAAAGCUCCAUUUUUUCCUCUUUUCUUUCCGCAAAUUCCCUUGUUUCUCCAUCUUCAGAUCUUCAGAGUCAGUCUACAACGAUUUUGUGAAGAAAAAUCCUUGCUUUGACAUUUCAGAGCUGAUUAUUUUUCUUCCAUUUUGUGCUUGGUGUACACCUAUUUCCUCCUGAUUUGAUUGUUCAAGCUUGGAAUUAGCCUCGAUUUGCUCGAUUGCUUCACCUUUCUCAAGUCAAAAUGGCUCAGGAAAGCUGUGACCUCAACAAGGACGAGGCCGAGAUCUUGAAGCCCUCAUCCUCCUCACCGUCUCCUCCUUCCCCAACCACCGCCGCACCACCGCCGCCACCACCAACCGCACAAAUACUAGAACCACUACCUCCACAAUCACCACCGCCAACACAACCAAUGGCAGCAGCAGCUCAGUUCUUGUCCAACCCCUGUGGAGUUGUUCCCGUAGAGGCUUCCAAGAAGAGGAAGCUAGUCGAUGCCAUCGCCACCGAUAUCGAAGCAGGUUCUCUGGUCGUACCAGCUGAGCCGUUGUCACCGGUGCUGUUUGUUAACCGGUGCAACGUGUGCCGCAAGAGGGUUGGUUUGACCGGGUUCAGGUGCAGAUGCGGGGAGCUCUUCUGCCCCCGUCACCGGCAUUCCGAGACCCACAAGUGCUCUUUCGAUUAUAAAACCACCGGCCGGGAGGAGAUUGCCCGGGCAAACCCUGUGAUCAGGGCUGCAAAGAUUAUUAAGAUCUGAGGUCAUGUGAUCUACGAACUAUACGGAAAGACUAAUCCUGGAGAUGCUGCAAGAGAAUCGUGUUGUCACCCCGGUCAAUCCAAAUGCAUGAUGUCUUGCAUAUUCUUGGAAGUAAUUCUCAUACAACCGAGCUCUCAGUAACGUAGAAAAGUCAACAAUGAAUAUGAAAUCCAUGAGUCGGUUGUUGUGGGAAUUGCUGUACUCUUUUUCUUCAUCUGUCUGCAGUUCAACGCCAUAGCUUCUUAAGCUACCACGCACGCAGACGAUGGCAGUUGUACUAUUGAGUCGUAAUUUUAUUGGAUCCAACAAUUUAUUGUAGUAUAUUGUAAUAUUUUCGUGAGUCUUGUUUGGUUCUAUUCAACGCAAUUGUGUCCUAA